Aspergillus puulaauensis is the source of this 1725-nucleotide messenger RNA. Its product is annotated as putative nonsense-mediated mRNA decay protein Upf3. The coding region runs from base 1 to 1725 and encodes 574 amino acids. Gene Ontology annotation, cellular component: cytoplasm; nucleolus. The record is from RefSeq and is a predicted model, not a curated record. Gene Ontology annotation, molecular function: mRNA binding. Gene Ontology annotation, biological process: positive regulation of translation; nuclear-transcribed mRNA catabolic process, nonsense-mediated decay. The transcript is spliced from 2 exons. NCBI's taxonomy places the organism in Eukaryota, Fungi, Ascomycota, Eurotiomycetes, Eurotiales, Aspergillaceae.
AUGACACAAAUUCUAUCGAAAUCUAGUGGAGGUGUUCUUCAGAUUCCUGUAUCCGCGACUCAGAAGAAUGCACCCGCAGCCAAGAAGGCCCCGAAGCCAGCAGCCCCGCGGUUAAAGCUACUUGUACGGCGCUUGCCUCCAGGCUUGACGCAGGAGGAGUUCGAGACAGCGAUCGGCGAUGAAUGGAAACUUGGAAGCGGGAAAGUCAGUUGGAGUCAGUACAAGCCUGGAAAGGUAUCAAAAGAUCCAGCUAAGCCGUCUCGACCUUCUCGAGCAUACCUCUACGUCGUUUCUAGCGAGCAUAUUGGACCUCUCUCUGAUAAGGUCAGGGCGACGUCUUUCCUAGACGCCCGUAACACAGCCAGCGAUCCGGUACUCUUAGGCCCUCCGAACUUAGAAUUUGCACCGUACGCCAAAAUUCCUGGAAGCCGUGUUCGCAAAGAUGCUCGCCAGGGAACCAUCGAUCAGGAACCAGAGUUCUUCCAGUUUCUCGAAAGCCUCACCCAGCCUAUUGCAAAAUCUGGCCCUGUUGAGUCCACCGCUGAGGGCGAGGACAAGAAGGAGACUAUAACAACCACACCACUGGUGCAGUACAUCAAAGAAAAGAAAGCCAACAAGGCGAAGGAAGCCUCGAGCCGAUCAUCAAGACACAAGUCUGACAAGGAUUCAAAAUCCGAAAAAGUUCAAUCGAAAAAGCUUCUCCAACGGCCCGACAAGGAAGCUACGGUUGGCGGUAGUGAGAAGGCGGAGAAGAAAUCAAGAAGCGACAAAGCUACUAAAGAGGCCGUGAAAGCCGCGAACAAGCAGGCUGCUAAUUUGGCUUCGAAGCAGGGCUCUAAGGCCUCUACGGCGCAAAAUUCGCCGAAAGAAACGACACCAGCGCCUGAUCGAAAGAGAGAGCGCGGAAAUGCUGCUGCAGCCGCAAAGAUAUUGCAACGAGAUUUGGGACUUGCGCCAUCCAGUAACCGUCGAAGGGGCAGACGGGGAGCGGCUGGAGAUGACGAAACUAAAACCGAUGGAAGCACAAAUGCAGAGGCCAGCAAGAAGGAUACGCCCGCCAAGUCACCAAAGGGAAGCUCAGCUCAGGACUCAAAGGCUAAGGGAGGCAACACCCCUCAGCCUAGCGAGGCAUCAUCCACCCAACGAUCCGAAACUAGUACAUCCGCACAAACCACUCCUACCUCAGGAAGAGCUCCCAAAUCCGGGAAAGGAAAACAGGCUUCGACGGCGACGACACCAGCACCCACACCUACAGCCACUCAAGCAUUCCUCAAGCAUGCCAAUCCAUCCCAGGGGGUGACGGAACCGCUACUCGAAACCGCCUUCUCGCCUUUUGGGAAAGUCGUUAAGGUGGAAAUCGACAAGAAGAAAGGCUUUGGAUAUGUUGAUUUUGCCGAGCCCGAUGGGCUGCAGAAAGCUAUCGCUGCCAGCCCUGUGACCGUCGCCCAAAGCCAAGUUGUUGUUCUUGAGAGGAAAGCGAACCCGGGCGCCGAGAAAGGACGCGGAAAAGGUCGUGGCGAAGCCAAACAGCCUGCCCCUAGCACAGAUGCCAAUGCCAACCGCGGUGGGAAACCUAACGAGGGAGGCUCAGGCGGCAACUCGUCUUCUCGUGGACGACGCAGUGGCCGAGGGAACAAGGGUGGUUCCAAAGGGAACGGAGGCAGUGGCGGCGGCGGUGGUGGUAUUGCAAACGCAUCGGAGAGCAAGAAUGCGGAAACGAAAUGA